AUGCCCAUCAAUCCAGGGAUGCUGCUGCAACAACUAGGUCAAGGGAGUCCGAGACAGAGCUGCAGCGGGCAACCCACAAUGCCUGCAACGCUGCAGCAACUUCUGCUGCCAGAAACUCCUAAGACCCACAGACAAGGGCAAACAGACCUUCAAGGGCUGCUACAAACAUGGCCGCUCAUUGUAAUUUAUGCUGACAAAUGGCCUCAUGAUGAGCACGAACAGCGCUACAAUUCCCCUGCGGGCAACAAAGUGGCUGAUAUUAUACAUGGGGAGCAAGACCGCACUAGCGAUAUUGUCCUCAAAUCAAUCCAUCAAUCAUAUGAUGCAUUGCAGUACCCUUUACUUUUCCCUUAUGGUGACGAUCGCUACCACUUCGGCAUUCCCCUUCAUACUCCGGGUGGCCAACUUACAACAUCCUCCAAAGCCUUAUUGUGCAAGGCCUUCUACUCAUGUGAAGAGAUUGCCGGGCAAAGUCUUUCUCUUUUAUGUAAAAGUGGAGAUGGUUUGUCACAUGCCUUUGUUCGAUUAGAUCUCAAGCAAAAGGAUCUCUCAGACAUCAGCAUUCUUCAAGGCUAUAUUCACCUUCGUUAUGUGGACAUCAGUAACAACAGAGUCACUGAUCUUGAGUCACUGAACAAUCUUACACAUUUACUGAGUUUGAAAGCAGACUACAACCAACUAGAGAAAAUUGCUCUUCGACCAUUUCCAUUUCUUCAGCAUGCUUCCUUCAGUUUUAAUAAAAUAAUGCAUACAUCAGGAUUGCAACAUCCACUUCUGGAGCACCUGAACCUGAACAAUAAUCAAAUUGAAGAUGUUAAAGGUCUUGAUGGAAGCCUACUGACCAAACUACAUACUUUGGAAAUAAAGGAAAACAAAAUUGAAUCACUUGAACACCUGAACAUACCCAGCUUGAGAAACCUCUAUAUUGGAUAUAAUGCUAUUAACAGUCUUAAUGGCAUAUCAAGAAUGAAUGCACUGGAAACUUUGUACCUUAGGAAAAAUAAUAUUGCAGACCUGACAGGUUUAGAGGAAACUAUAAUCGACUUGAAAUACAUCAAUUUGAGGGAAAAUAGGAUUGAUAGCAUAGCAGAAAUAAUGAAACUGCAAUGUUUGCCAUCUCUAAAGAUUUUGUCUUUAACAGAUAAUCCUGUUUGUAAUGAAGAUGAUUUCAGGACUGAAGUGUUAGUGACACUUCUGGGUUUGGACAAAUUGAAUAAAGAUGAAUUUGCAGAUGAGGAGAAAAUAGAAGCAUUGGAAAUUUACAGACAACGACAGGCUGAGAAGAAAAAAUCUGUGGAGUUGGAAAAUAUGGACAGUGUUGUUUAA
Messenger RNA from Acanthosepion pharaonis, 1326 nucleotides. The record is from the annotation of a GenBank genome assembly. Lineage: Eukaryota; Metazoa; Mollusca; Cephalopoda; Sepiida; Sepiidae.